Messenger RNA from Pygocentrus nattereri (red-bellied piranha), 3804 nucleotides. RefSeq names its product ras association domain-containing protein 8 (gene rassf8a). The record is from RefSeq and is a predicted model, not a curated record. NCBI's taxonomy places the organism in Eukaryota, Metazoa, Chordata, Actinopteri, Characiformes, Serrasalmidae. Gene Ontology annotation, biological process: signal transduction. The transcript has 5 exons. Bases 599 to 1933 code for a protein of 444 amino acids.
GAGUAAGCAGUCAUGAAACGCUGUCGCCCAUAGAGAGAUAUGUAGUGGAAAAAAAUGAGUUUUAACACGGAGAAAAUCGGAAACGGUCUUCUCGCGUUUUCUGCGGUUCACUAGACUCGUCUGAAACAAACGGCGCGGGACGACACGCAGUCUGACUAAAGCGUACCUGCCUCUUUCAAGCUGUACGUGUUACAGACUGCUCGUAGUUCAUAAAGUGUUCCCCUGGUUUUACACGAGUAGCCCAAACCAUUUUAUUAAAUAUCUAACCAUCAUUUUCGGUCAGAAAGAAGAGCCGCCAGGGCUGGUUUUUGGAUUGCACUUAAACGAAUACAGACAGCUGGGCGUUAGCUUUGGAGGUAGUUUGAGUUUUUGUGUCAAAUCCAUUGAUGGUGGAUCUUCAGGGCUUCAAAUUUUGCUCUAAUUUCUUCUCUUUUUUUAAAUAUUGCUUGAGUGAUGAGUGCAGAGUUGGAGAGAAUAACCGCGUGCGGCUGUGCGGAUUGCUCACCGUAUCUGAUGUGUCCACAGAGGAGUGCAGAUUGACCGUGAGGAGGCAUACAGCUGCAGCCUGGAGGAAUGAGGGAACAGAGCUAAAGCCAGGAUGGAGCUGAAGGUGUGGGUGGAUGGAGUCCAGCGUGUGGUCUGCGGCGUCACAGAGGCCACCACCUGUCAGGAAGUGGUCAUCGCACUGGCUCAGGCUAUAGGCCGCACUGGACGCUACACGCUGAUCGAGAAAUGGAGGGAUUCUGAGCGACACUUGGCUCCUCAUGAGAGCCCAGUGGCCUCCUUGAACACUUGGGGUCAGUAUGCUGGUGAUGUUCAGUUCAUCCUACACCGAACAGGUCCCUCUCUUAUGGAGCACCCCCCAUCUGAGGCACUGGUCCCCCGGGGUCCUGAGCGUGGCCUGCACCGUCAGAGCCUCCCCAUAAUGGCCAAGCUUCGAGCUCCAGGAGACCGCUCGCUCCUCCGUCGGCGUGAACCGCGUCGCAAGUCUCUCACCUUUACUGGUGGUCCACGGGGGCUCAGAGACAUCCUGAGUGGUGCCCGGCUUGGGGACAGCGAAGUUAAACGCCGUGUGCUCCUGGUUAACAGUGGCCACCGAGGCCCAUCACUGUCUCCCCGGCUACCUGGGAAUCGUCUGGAGGACCUGAGCCGUCUGGUCAGGCUACAGAGGGAGACUCUGGCCGUAUUGGACCACAGGAUGGAGGCUUAUGAGGCUGAGCUGCAGGCAUGGAGCAACAAGAGAGGAUCAAAUGACGAGGACUUGUGGGCUGCAGUAAUGGAUGAGUUAGCUUGUCUAGAGCAGCAGAUGCGUAAGAACCAAGUGGAGGUAGAGGAGGAGGAGUUCUGGGCAAGCGAGCUGCAGAUUGAACGGGAGAGUGAGCGACAGCUAGAGGAGCGACUGCAGGAGUUGCGCAACCGGCUGCAUGUCUGCGAGGCAGAGUUAGACCAACGGCUGGCCUGCCUACAGGGCGUGGAGGCCGGUCUUGAGGCCCAGCGGCUCCAGAAGGAGAUGCGGGCGACGCAGCAGUCAAGCGAGGGGGAGGUGAAGGCAAGACUGCAGAGAGUAAAGGCAGAACUCAAAGCCCAGGCUCAGCAUACGGCACAGCUGGAGAGCAGCUGUAGAGCAGUGGAAAGAUCGCUGAGCCAGUCGAGUAAGAGGCUACAGGAGAGUCAGUAUGAGCUGGAGCAGCUGACGAAAGAGCUGAGGCAAGUGAACCUGCAGCAGUUCAUCCAGCAGACUGGCACUAAAGUGACCGUGCUGCCUGUGGAGCCCAGCGACGUGGAGGCCAGUCCCACACCUGAGGACACAGAUUUUGUAGCCCUGACUGGUUCUCUAAAGCGGCCAAGCCCAUCUCACACAGUGGGAGUUAAUCUGCGUGUGCUGCACAGCCCUAUCACCUCCUCUCUGAACCCUGAGGGCAUCUAUGUCUGAGGAACACCACCUCUACAAAUCCAAAGGAACACCAGAACAGGUCCACAUGUCAUACCUUCCCACUUUGUUUUAAGGAACAGAGCACAGUGUUCAACAGUUUUACUGUCUUUGCACCUUCAGUAUUUUGAAAGGCACUCACUGGAAGUGAAUAGUUGGUUAAGGCUUGUAGUUACUAGUACAGAUCGAACAACACAUAUUAAGACUGUGGUAAUACAUUUUCUCUCUGUGGUAAACUGUAAAUAUACCUCAACAUAAGAACUGUCUGCUAUAUCUGCAACAUCAUUUGCAGAUCCUUUCUGUCAGGCACAUAACCAACAAGCUGAAUAUGCUUAUUUUCAUGUGCAAGAAGUUAUGUUGACUAUGAGGAAAUGGGUAUUGCAGGUGUGUUAGAAGGAUAACAGAUAUGGGAUGAAAUGUGAAUACAUUUUUGUAAAGUUCUUACAUUGUUGGCCACAAAGAGAUCUGUACACAUGGUCCAUGUGUCACAUGCACGUUUCUGAAUUUUCUUGUGGCGUUGUGUUUAUGCUGGGGUUAGUAUGUUGCCACAGUUGGUAUUGCUUUCAUUGAGUAAAACAUUUUUUUUUCCCCGCAAAAUUGAGCCAAAGAAGCCUGCUAUUAUGUAUAUAAUUUUGGUAGCCAUAUCUAACUGCUUGGUUGCAGUUAUAUAGCAAUAACCCUCUGACUAUAUGAUGUGCAAAAUUUGCAUUAUGUUUACCCUUUUAACCCUUACUAAUAUGCAUUUAAUGCAGCAAGACUGCCAUGCUUAUGCAUAAAAAUAAGCUUUGCAUUGAUGGUGAACGAAGUAUUAGCAAACUGCAGUAUUAUAUUACGCUUGAGAAAAAUCACACAUUGGGUUCUGCCAGAUAAUCAAUCUAUAUACAGCUGUAUAGCUGCAUAUAACUAGUGCAACUAGUGCCUUAAAGCUCUCACGAAGCAGUAACGUGCUCCAUAAGGAGCGUGUUCAUGUGUGAAUUAUGGUAGACAGUAAUUGUAUUGUUUUGUGUAAAUUCUCUUUGGCUGUGUUUUGAAAUUGCCCACUCAUUGAUUAUUCCCUAUAUCCAAAUCACUGCUCUUAACAUUUAAGGAGGGGAACAAGUACAGUCAUAUGCAGAAGUUUGAACAUUCCCAGUCAGUUUAUAUGUUUUGUUGAUUUUUGUAAAGAUGGUGAACACGUCCUUUAUGGGGAACGUCAUAAAACAUAAUGAAAAAUGAAAUAUAAACUUUAAAUGUGCUAUAACUGGCACACAGACCACAUAUGUAUUUUAUUUAUUUAUUUAUUUUUACCAUAUGUUAAAUUCAGAAAAUAAACAGUAACUGUGCAUUAAAAUGAGCAUAGGUGUGUUCUUUAUAGAACAUGUGUGACUCCUUAUCACUUAGAAAAAUAAACAAAAUGUGAUUUGACCAGGGGUGCUCAAACUUUAACAUACAACUGUGUGUGGAACAGUAAGAGGAUUUUAGGCUUCAGAAUUGUAUCUCUGUAAUUUCGCAGCCAGUCGCACACCAGCCAUUAACACUUUGCAAAAACUACAAUCUUAAUUAUAUACUGUAUGUCAAACUUUAAACUUCAUCAUAUGCCGUAAAUGUUCUGAGCUACAUUUUUCCACUAUGAAUUCUCCAAUAAGGUGGUGCAAAAAGUAGGACUAGUAAAUCAGAUGGGGAACGAUUUCAGACACAGCCACUGUCAUCUUGUGUUGUUUACUGCAUUUUUGUAUAGUUCAUUGAAUAUACUGUCAAUUUUUCAAUGAUUCCUUAAGCUUUUCACUUUAAAGCAUCUUUCAAGAAUUGGUAAAGCCUUUCACAUGUAAACGAUAUUGUUUAUAAAGCUAUUGUUUUAUUGCACUGUAUUUCAACAUUAAAAUCAAAUUAGUCUA